Cylindrotheca closterium is the source of this 1137-nucleotide messenger RNA. The record is from the annotation of a GenBank genome assembly. NCBI's taxonomy places the organism in Eukaryota, Bacillariophyta, Bacillariophyceae, Bacillariales, Bacillariaceae.
AUGAGCAAAACUGAAGCUGCGUUCAAAGCAAAAGUCAAAGGAUGGCAGUAUUACCUUAUUGUAAGCGCCUACUUGGCAGUUUCUGAGCAGCCUGAGAGCAAACUUUCAGCGUUGGAAAAGAAGAUUUUGUAUGAAUUCAGGAUGUUGGUUGCCGAGACGACCGAAAUGAACGAGAGACUGAAGGAUGAAGUCCGCAAAGGCAACGAGAACAAGCCUCUCGACGGCGCCAAAAUAUUUAGCAGAGCCAAGGACUACAAAAGUGAAAUCACCAAUGUUGUCGUUCCUCUGUGGAACUCACACUGUACUCCAAGUGGUACUUCGUCCCAGGAGCAAUCGUUCGAACUCCUCAGAACAAAGUAUUGGUUGGUGAAGAAGACGGAAGCGUACAAGGAGAAGGUGAAGAAGAUUCUCAAGAAGGAUCCCAAUGCCGUCAUUAAGUUUGCAAAGCCUGUCAUCGAAGAUUGCCCAAAUGGAUAUGCACAUCCCAUCCUUUUUGUAUUCAAGAGGCUGUUUGAGGAGAAGCGUCCCUUGAAGUUUACCACGCCAGAUGCAAAAGGUAAGAACGGGACUCUGCGUAGCAAAACCCCCAACCGGAAACAGCAGCUUAAGAAGGAGGCAGAGUAUAAGAAGAGCCUCAAGAUGGGUACAACGGACGCCAAGGUCAAAGCUUAUACUGAACAAUCUUCUAAGAAGCUCAAGAUUGCAUAUGAGCAGACCUUGACUGGGAAGCUUACAGCUCGAACAAAGGUUGCCCAGUUAGCACGUGACGCUGGCUUGGAGGUCGGCGACAAACUCCUUAAGCGACUUGCAGAGGAGGCGCUUAGAUCUUUCGAGCGAGAGAUCAUUGAUAUGGAGGAGGUAGAGAAGGAAGAGCGCGCCAAAUUGGCAAAGAAGAAAUUAUCCACAGCUUCCAAAGAGAACUUGAACGGAGAUACUACGAGUAGUGAUGAUGAUGAUGAUCUAGGAGAACCAAGCCCUUUCGCUGCUGGGCAUCGAAAGAAGAGCCCCUCAAUGAUAGACCAGGUUAAUGAUUUCGAUAGUGACGAUGACGAAUCUUCAAAGAAGCAACCUGCAAACAAGGAACCUAUCGAGAUUGAUGGUGAUGACGACGACGAGGAGGAAGACAUCUAUAGCUAA